UAUGAGCGCCAAGAAGAAAAAAACAAGAACAAGAAGACGAACAAGAAAUAACAAAAAUAUUAAAAUAAAUUUUAAAUUUAAUAUAAAUAAAUAAAUGAUGAUGUGACGGAAGUAGUCCACUCGGAAGACCUCUGUCCGGCUGCUACCCGAGUUUACGUCGUAAUGUUCAGAAUACUUACAGUUCCAGUUCGUGCAAAUCAUAUUUUGCCUUUCAGAAAAUUCGCGACUAACAAGCGUACAAUAAUGGACAACGAUAAAAACGAAACAAGGUCCAUUCAUUCGGAUAACAUUGAAGAAGUCCAUAACGUCCCAAUACAUGUUAUCAUUCGACCAAUUCCUCCCGUACUCGAUGAACAGAAAGUUCGGAGCCUGAUGAAUACAAUAAAGGACCCUGUAGACGCCAGCAGUGUUCCCCCUAUCGAUGUGCUGUGGAUUACGGGGAAGCAAGGUGGUAAUUACUACUACUCUUUCGGUGGGUGCCACCGCUUCGCGGCCUACCAGAACCUAAAACUGGACACCAUCCCUGCAAAAAUCAUCAAGUCAAACGUUUCAGAUCUGCGCACAUACCUGGGUGCCUCAACCCCUGAUUUACAGUGACUGUUUUAUCACUUGGGGGUAGAACGGCCUUUUUGGAGAGUCGGCCACUGUCAUUGGAGACACUGUCUUGUGUAAACUGCUGACUCGGGACAAAUGGCAAUGGGUGAUAAGGUCACAGUGUCACCAAACCACAGAAUCAUAGUUUAUAUAUUUAUUUUUUUUUAUUUUAAAAUUGGAGCGGUGAAAUCCUGCUGAAUGCAGCAGGACUUGGUGCAUGCGGCAUAUAUACUGGCCAGCAGAUGGAGAUCUCACUCCACUUUUUGAUAUUAAAUGCCACAGGCAAGGAAGCCACUGUACUGUAUACAUGCUGUUGAAAAAUCAUUGUACUUCACAAUAUACACUCUUGUAAUUAUGCUGGAAAUGCUUUGCUUGUCUGAUCAUUUUCCAAGGCAUAUUUUUUUCAUUCUCCGAGAAACUUUUCAUUUCUCAUCAACUACUGACCAAAAAAUUGGUUACUUUUCCAAAUUGGAACAAGUGGGGAAGUAGAAAAAGCUCUCUUAAAUUUUAUUUCUGCUUUGUGCUUUUCAUAUAUGCUUCAAAUGCAAUUGAAUGCAAUGGUUUUCCAAUCUUAUUUUCAGUUGAGAUUGUGGGGUGUUUAAUUUAAGAGAGUGAGGUCUUUAAGUUAAUGUAAUUAAACUUUUGAGCUGAAAAGUGUAGGUGAUGAGCGUGCUUUUGCGAGCCGCUAGUGGAGAUAGCCAGAGAGGCCCUCUGGAAGCGAUGUCACAGAGUGCUGGAAAGUGUGAGGUUCAGAUUGUGGCUAGAAUGGCGUAGGCAGUGUAGUAUUUUUUUAGUGCAGUGUGACUUAAUCGCAGUGCUAGAAAAAACAAACACGCACCAAAAGACUAGCACAAGGUGCUGGGUUGAAGGGACAUAUAAAAUAGGAAAAGAAAAGACUCACAUAUGAUGCUCCAAAUUUAUUUAGGCAUUAUAAUGGUUAAUGUUUCGACUACAUUGGUCUUCCUCUGAACACCAGAGUGGAUCUGAGUGUGGUGUAGUUAGCCUGGCUCAGAGCUUAACUAUUGUGCUUUAGAGUUGGGCUAGUGUUGAAUGGCUCAAAAUAUGGCUGGCUAGCAGAGUGAUGCUAGCAUAGAAUGGUUAACUUAAGUGUGGCUAGGGAAGUGUGAUUAGCAGAGUAUGGUUGGCAAAGCAUGGCUCAGAGUCUGGCUACUGUGGCUUGGCUAGCAGGGCCACUCAAUGUGGCUAGUGGAAUGUGAUUAGCAUAAGCACGGGUCGGUGUGGCUAGUAAGGCAGCAAGUCUAGCUGAGUAAUUUUAACAUAGUGUGGCUCAGUGCAUGGCCACUGCAGCAAAGCUGGUAGACUUUGCUAGGGUAAGGUGGCUAGCGGAGCACAGGCCCCUCCUCCCACCCUCCGCGGGGCCCGGGGUACAGGAAGUGUGCGGGGUCAGGGGUCAUGAGAAUGGGGUUCCUCCACACUCCAGCGCGCAACCCGAUGGGAUGCUGUAAAGAGUGCAUUUGCUUCACACCAGGCCGGCUAUUUUAAGACCGAUGCUUAGUUUGGUCACACCACGCCCCCCUCCGAAUGCGCAUCAGUCAUAACCGCGGUCUGAACUAAGGAUGCAGCGAGUUAACCCGCUAACCCCCACCGAGUGCGCCUGCCACUUAGAGUGAGGAAUGAAGGAUGCUUUUAAUUGCUCUGGGGACGGGACGACGGAAGGGCUAAAGAGAAGGAAGAAAUCACCGGCCUUAUGAGGAGCUACCCCAGCCCCCCCCCCCCCCCACCUCCCCGUUAACCUGUGCAGCUGUCGAAGGGCAUUAGCCUCCCGUCAGAGCGGCUGCUGUGGUGCGUAACUCAGCUCUGUGUGAGAUUAGUCAUCAGAUUUUUAUUAAGCUUGAACAGCGUGAAACAACUGCUGCCAUUAUGUAUAAACAUCAGUACCUGACUGAACCACACAUUUGAGAAUGAGGAUAGGAGGCGUUUUCAGCUUCAUCUCUGUGGAAUAAUCUACCAGACCUCUGACUCUGUAGAUCUAAUUUCAAAUCCCAUUUCCCCCAAUUUAUGUAAUAAUUGUCUUGUUUUAUUCAGUAUUUAAGGAUUUUAAAAUUUACUCUGUUUAUUUUAUUUAUCAUUAAUUUAUUUUUACUUUUAUCAUCUAAAAUGGCAUAUAAGAAAAGUUCUCUCAGAAAACAUUAUUUUUUUUGCUCUGGAAUAGAGCAGUGCUACCCAAUGUUUCCUAAAUUAAUCUUAGCAUCUGUGAAUGUGGUCAUUCAAACUUUGUGUUUGAUUUUGUAAGUUUUAAUUAAUGGUUCAGGAAACUGAAAUUUGUUCAUUCUUUGCAGAUGUGUAGUUUUCAUACUUCUUUGCAUUCAAAAACGGCAAAUAAAUAUUUUUUAAUGAUUCAA
This is a messenger RNA of Anguilla rostrata (American eel), 2957 nucleotides long. RefSeq names its product sulfiredoxin 1 homolog (S. cerevisiae) (gene srxn1). Gene Ontology annotation, cellular component: cytoplasm. NCBI's taxonomy places the organism in Eukaryota, Metazoa, Chordata, Actinopteri, Anguilliformes, Anguillidae. The coding region runs from base 163 to 597 and encodes 144 amino acids. The transcript has 2 exons. Gene Ontology annotation, biological process: cellular response to oxidative stress. Gene Ontology annotation, molecular function: sulfiredoxin activity. The record is from RefSeq and is a predicted model, not a curated record.